Molecule: messenger RNA, 3537 nt
Organism: Equus quagga
Lineage: Eukaryota; Metazoa; Chordata; Mammalia; Perissodactyla; Equidae
Gene: AKT2
Product: AKT serine/threonine kinase 2
Exons: 14
Coding region: 510-2048 (512 amino acids)
Biological process (GO): protein phosphorylation
Molecular function (GO): ATP binding; protein serine/threonine kinase activity
Source: RefSeq, a predicted model, not a curated record
CCCGGACACCCUAGGAAGCAGCGAGUGGGGCUGGGGCCGUGCGGGUACUCCCCGCGUGGGGUGUGCUGCCUGUGGGCAGGCGGCCAGGGCAGACCCCUGCAUGCUGCCACCCGGGUUCCAGAGGCUGGUCUCUGUCCUCCGGCCUGGGCGCCCUCCGUCGGCAGCUCCCCGGGGAGCAGGCCAUCCUCUUGGCUACAGUGCCUGUGUUUCAUCACCUCGGGACUGCGUCACGGACACCCCGCUGAGGCGCCACCCUCAGUGGGAGGACGGGACAGGAUCCCGGCAGGACACGAGGGAUCCUCCACUUCCUCCCGCUGCCCUCGCACAAGCUUCUGCUGGCCUCUGAGUCGCUGAAAUGAGCAUGUAACCAGCAGCUCUGUGUACCGAGCAGUGGCCAGGGCCCCGCCACUCAGCUGGGAGACCCGAGACUGCUCUGUCCACUGCACCUCCUGCAUGUCCUGCUGCCCUGAGCUGUCCCGAGCUAGGUGACAGCGUGUCACGCUGCCACCAUGAACGAGGUGUCUGUCAUCAAAGAAGGCUGGCUCCACAAGCGCGGUGAAUACAUCAAGACCUGGAGGCCCCGGUACUUCCUGCUGAAGAGUGACGGCUCCUUCAUUGGCUACAAGGAGCGGCCCGAGGCCCCCGACCAGACCCUGCCCCCCCUAAACAACUUCUCUGUCGCAGAGUGCCAGCUGAUGAAGACCGAGAGACCACGGCCCAACACCUUUGUCAUACGCUGCCUGCAGUGGACCACGGUCAUCGAGAGGACCUUCCACGUAGACUCUCCGGACGAGAGGGAAGAGUGGAUGCGGGCCAUCCAGAUGGUCGCCAACAGCCUGAAGCAGCGGGGCCCCGGGGAGGACCCCAUGGACUACAAGUGUGGCUCCCCCAGCGACUCUUCGGCGGCCGAGGAGAUGGAGGUGGCGGUUAGCAAGGCGCGGGCCAAGGUGACCAUGAACGACUUCGACUAUCUCAAACUCCUGGGCAAGGGCACCUUUGGCAAAGUCAUCCUGGUGCGGGAGAAGGCCACUGGCCGCUACUACGCCAUGAAGAUCCUGCGGAAGGAGGUGAUCAUCGCCAAGGAUGAAGUUGCCCACACGGUCACCGAGAGCCGAGUCCUCCAGAACACCAGGCACCCGUUCCUCACCGCCCUGAAGUAUGCCUUCCAGACCCACGACCGCCUGUGCUUCGUGAUGGAGUACGCCAACGGUGGUGAGCUGUUCUUCCACUUGUCCCGGGAGCGCGUCUUCACGGAGGAGCGGGCCCGCUUCUAUGGCGCGGAGAUCGUCUCGGCCCUGGAGUACCUGCACUCUCGGGAUGUGGUGUACCGCGACAUCAAGCUGGAAAACCUCAUGCUGGACAAAGAUGGCCACAUCAAGAUCACUGACUUCGGCCUGUGCAAGGAGGGCAUCAGUGAUGGGGCCACCAUGAAGACCUUCUGUGGGACCCCUGAAUACCUGGCUCCCGAGGUGCUGGAGGACAAUGACUACGGCCGGGCUGUGGACUGGUGGGGGCUGGGCGUGGUGAUGUACGAGAUGAUGUGCGGCCGCCUGCCCUUCUACAACCAGGACCACGAGCGCCUCUUCGAGCUCAUCCUCAUGGAGGAGAUCCGCUUCCCGCGCACGCUCAGCCCCGAGGCCAAGUCCCUGCUUGCUGGGCUGCUUAAGAAGGACCCCAAGCAGAGGCUCGGCGGGGGGCCCAGCGAUGCCAAGGAGGUCAUGGAGCACAGGUUCUUCCUCAGCAUCAACUGGCAGGACGUGGUACAGAAGAAGCUCCUGCCACCCUUCAAACCUCAGGUCACAUCCGAGGUCGACACGAGGUACUUCGACGACGAGUUCACUGCCCAGUCCAUCACCAUCACCCCCCCGGACCGCUGCGGGGUCCCCCAUCCCCCGGCCCCAGGGAGUGCAGGCGGGCUGCCGGGCCCUCGCAGGCUGGUCUCCCCAAUCUGCUCCACCGACCCCACAGAUGACAGCCUGGGCUCGCUCGACCUGGACCAGCGGACCCACUUCCCCCAGUUCUCCUACUCGGCCAGCAUCCGCGAGUGAGCGCCCGCUGCCGCCACAGGACGCACGCACGGCCGCCACCACCGCCGGGGGCUUCGUUCUUUUUUUUUUUUAACUUUUUAUUUUGCCUUUUUUGUUUGCGUCCCCAUCCCUCACCUCCUUACCCCCAUUUCCAGUUUUUUCUUCAGCCCUCUGCCAAACUCCCCUUGCGGUCCCCGCGGCCCUGCCUCCAGGACCCUGUCCUGCGCUCACCUCUGCCAGACCGGGAGUCGCCGCCUGCCCCGGGACCAGCCGUGGGCGCUGAGAAGGGGCCGGUUUUGAGCAGCGUGAGCCCCAGCGGGGCCAGACAGGGGCCUGCAUCCGCCGGGUGCCCAGUGACAGCACGCCGGUGCUGCCUUCCCUGCCCCGUCCUUAGGCUCUGAGUGGCCUGGCGAGGGGCAGUCCAGCCCCCUCCCCCACGGGGGCAGAAAAGCAAUAAUGUCCAGGGCCGGGCGGGGGCCUUCGGAAGCUGUGGGGUCGGGGCUUAGGGCUCCCUCCUGUGGAUGGGGCCCAGUCGACCCUGUGGGGGACCAGCGGGGCCCAGAGGUGGGCGCUGCCUCCUGGCCCUGCCUUCCCCCACCCCCCAAGCUGCUCUCCUGACCUGCGGGUGAGGCAGGAGGAACAUUUAGGGGCUAGUCCCCGGCCCCCCGCCCCGUGCCUUACCAGGGCUUCCUUCCAGCCGGCCUUACCUCCCACUGGCCCCCGGGCCUGGCCCCAUCCCUUCUGAGGGUGGGGCCUGGGUCACCCCCUUCUCUGCCUGGGGCGGAGGGGCGCCAGCCUCGGCUGUUACACAUCUCACACCGAGACAGUAUUGGGCCCCACGGACUUGGGUCGAGGAGCAGGUGGGGGCGGGGGUCUCUGGUACGUACCGGGGUGGGGGCCUCUGGGAACGGAGGCUCCAGGCCACCUCACCCCUCCCCCUCUCCAGGCCCCACGUUCUGCAGCCUUAAGGUGAACGUGUGUCAGUGCUGUGGGCACUCGUGUGCGUGCCCCGGACUGUGUGUGUCCAUGGGCAUCCCUGUGCAUCUGGGACACAGGUGCACACGGGUGUGUGUGUGCAUGCGUGUUGGGUAUGUGUGUGCGAGGGCAAGCGUGUCCCGGCCUCGAGUGUGGUGUGUGUGGGCUCAGGCCCCUGUCCCAGGCCCGAGCAUCUCAUCCCGUGGGGGAGGGGUGCUGGCCUAGUGGGGGAGCCACGCCUGGGGUCCACUUGCUGCCCUGCCCCCCUCCCUUUCCCUCCCCUCCCCCCCAACAUCUCCAGGUGUUUGGAAUUUGGUUUUUCUGGUUUUGCUCUCCCCACCUCACCUUCUGUACUAGGUAACUCACAGAGAGACAUCCUGGGGUGGGGUGGGGUUGGUUUGGGUGGGUGGGGGUCUUUUUUUCCUUUUGUGUGUGUCUGUCAUUGAUCUGACAAUUCUCUCUCCUCCCCCCUGGCCUUUCCCCGUUCCUCGUAUUUGUACGGUACAAGCAAUAAAGACACUCGUUUUAGACCGGG